Ananas comosus (pineapple) is the source of this 927-nucleotide messenger RNA. RefSeq lists its product as uncharacterized. The record is from RefSeq and is a predicted model, not a curated record. The transcript has 4 exons. Lineage: Eukaryota; Viridiplantae; Streptophyta; Magnoliopsida; Poales; Bromeliaceae. Bases 1 to 765 code for a protein of 254 amino acids.
AUGUCUGGGGGUGGUGAUCGAGGGAGAGUGAUAUCUUCUUCUUCGAUCCUUUCUCCAACGGCAAGCGAUGGCGAUGGGAGGGAUCUCAGGGAGGAAGAUGAAGAGAACGAUGAUAAUAGUGAGAACGCAGGGGAGGAAGAGGAGACGUACUUGAGCGACGGUGUAGAAGAGGAGGACGACGACUCCGACUUCGGGGAGAACAUCCUCAAUGGCCUCGAAGACUCCGCCGUGGUCGAGGAUUGUUCUUGGUCCGUCUCCACGGUUAUCACAAAGGAGUAUGUUUUGGUGGCGCAGAUUAGAGAUUGCGGAAAUGGCUCUCUCUUCGAUCCCCGUAUCCAAUUCGCGAUCGCGAUCUCCGGAGCUUACGUUAAUGGAGUCGAAGUCGACGGGGCGCUUCACGCUGGGGAAGCAAUCGUCGCUCGCGCCCGACCGCGGCGGCGGCGGCGGCGAGCGAGAAGCCCAAUGGCGGCGGCGCCCUCGCGGAGAUCGGCGCAGAGAUCCGCCUCAUGUACAUCGCGAACGAGGGCGACAUGGAAGGGAUCCGCGAGCUCCUCGACUCCGGCGUCGACGUCAACUUCAGGGACAUCGACGGGCGCACCGCGCUUCACGUCGCCGCGUGCCAGGGCUUCGCGGACGUGGUCGAGCUGCUGCUCAAGAGGGGGGGCGCAGAUCGAUCCCGAAGAUCGGUGGGAUCGGUGGGGAAGCACGUUGGGUUUCGAUGAUCACCUCUUGCUUAGAUUCUUAGGGUUUAUUAGUUGGGGCUAAAAUUCGGUCUUUCGCUUGCGAUUGCAUGGUUUCGAGUUGAUUGUAGGAGUGAAACGAAUGCCUUUUUGGUACUUGCCAAUUCUAAAUAUUAAAAUUAGUGGAAAGGAGGGUUUUUUAGUUUACAGUCGAAUAUAAUUGAUGAAGAAUGUGUUUGAUGUUUGA